AGAAUGGUAAAUAUUGUAGAUUACUUCGUAUCGGAUUAUCCUAAACCAAGGUUCACCGGUCGAUCUCGCACAUUUUUGCGUUCUUCCUGGGCUUAACGACAGGUAGCCAAUGACGGGAUCAAACAAGGGGGGCGGGCGACUCCCUCCGAACCGAUAAAGUGGUUAUCUGUUUCCUUUUUUUUUUGUUCAGCCCUCCUGUUGUUCCCUUCUUCUCGCCGCUCGGUCUCAAGGCUCAGGAGGUGCCGCCGCUGAAAAAUGCGUGGAUGUUUCAUCGUGUCGGUUCGAGGAAAGAAUGUGUUCGUUGGGGCCGUUACAGAUGGUCAGAUAUGAUGGAGCCAGCUCCCCUUAGCCGCCAGCCAAGUGGAGCAAUUAGAACGUUUUCUAACUCAAACGCACCAUUCUUGCACCGAACCCUGCUGCUAGUCCGAGUUCGCAAGGCGGCAAUUCCCAUGUGGAGCACUGGAGAAGCGUCUGUAGUCUGUAGUAUACAGUCGUUACCUGUCUUUCGAGCUCCCUGCAGCGGCCCUGCCUGCAUACGGGGUACGGGCGUGGUGUUCCUUGCAGUAGACAUCUCAGGGGUCAAGGCCAUCACUGCAUUGCACAGGCAAGAAGCGGUCAAUGGUGGCUGGGAUGACGGACCCCUCAGUAUGCACUGGGAACGGGAUCAACGUGUAGUCGUCAGUGAGCUCGAGAGGAGGAGGGGGAGGAGGAGGAGGUGCAAAUCUGGAGGCGAGACGCACAGGUCAGGAGGCGGAAGCUCGGUGGCUUCCCAAUCGGGUAAGGCAUAUCUCCUUGCCGCUGACCAGCGCUCGAUAAAGUCGCCCGCAAGUCUGUUUCGUCUUUGCCCACCACCAGUUCUUUUUAUAGAUGCUAGGAACGGUGGGUGUCGGCUUCUCUUUUCAUGGGUUCCAGCCCCCUCUCCAGCCGUUUGAAAUGGAGAAGAUUGGCUGAGGUAUUUUCGGGCACCUUGCUACCAGCCCACUCCGCGACAAGAUGGGGUUGCUAGCCUCCCUCUUAGCUGGACACCAACGCCCAUGUUCACCCGACCGUUCUCGAGAGAGACAAAGAAAACCCCCGGUAGCUGGGGGGAGGGGGGAGG
Penicilliopsis zonata CBS 506.65 is the source of this 1099-nucleotide messenger RNA. RefSeq lists its product as hypothetical. The coding region runs from base 264 to 932 and encodes 222 amino acids. The record is from RefSeq and is a predicted model, not a curated record. NCBI's taxonomy places the organism in Eukaryota, Fungi, Ascomycota, Eurotiomycetes, Eurotiales, Aspergillaceae. The transcript has 2 exons.